AUGGCUGAAGAAAUUCAGAAAGCAAUCCAAGUUUUGGAAAAUGAGUACAAAACGAGGAAGGAAGCUUUUGACAAAUGGAGAGAGGAGCAUGCGGCUCUAUCAGACCACAAAGAAUUUGGCAUUUAUGUUGAUCAAUUCCGUAAUUGGGAGCGUACAGUUUUAGAAAAUAUGAAUAAUUUAAAAACAGCCCUAAAUAAAAGUAAAUCUAUUGCAAAACCAUCAGAAUUGCCAACUGUUGAUUUGGACACCCAAUUAGAAAACGUUUUAAAAGACGUUUCCUUGCCUCAAUUUGUGCUUGCUUUUAUGACAAUGGCUCAAAAAGACCCUUCGUUUUUGAAAAAAGCCUUUGAGGUUUUUUAUCAUUAUAAAUCGUUUUAUUUUUGUUUUUAG
Molecule: messenger RNA, 390 nt
Organism: Meloidogyne enterolobii
Lineage: Eukaryota; Metazoa; Nematoda; Chromadorea; Rhabditida; Meloidogynidae
Source: the annotation of a GenBank genome assembly